This is a messenger RNA of Acaulospora morrowiae, 2832 nucleotides long. The record is from the annotation of a GenBank genome assembly. NCBI's taxonomy places the organism in Eukaryota, Fungi, Glomeromycota, Glomeromycetes, Diversisporales, Acaulosporaceae.
AUGGAGAGCAAAAUUCUAAGCUCAUAUCAACUCCCAAGACCAACCGGAAAAAAGAUACUGAUCAAAUGUGUUGCAUCGCGAGAUUGGCUGGCAGUUAAAGUGCUUUCAAACAGAAUUCAUGUGUUUUUCAGGGAGAUCCUUAGGGAAAUUUGGAAUUUCUCAAACGACCCAGUUGAAAUUUUACAAGAUAAAUUAUACAAACCCUUGGAGAAGGAGAAUCAAUCAUCAGUUAAUUUCCUUGUUUUGACUUCCGAUGGGUCCAUCUGGCGUAUACAAUCACAAGCGCCUAAAAAAAGGAGAAAUUUCGAAGCGGAAUUGGAAGAAAGUAAAGAUUCUCCUUCACGUCAAGUCAGAAAAAUCGACGGGUCUAGUGGUGACAGUACUACAACACAGAAUGUAGUACAUAAUCGUGAUUAUUCAACAGAGUUUCAUUCUCGCUUACUACCACCUUCGAUAAUCACUGUCACGGAAGGUCAUAAAGUUUUUCAUCAGAAAAACACUUGUGCAAUACGGUCAUGCAAUCUUUUUAAUACCCACGGCAUUAUGAUGAUGUGUCACGAUGGAGAAAUAGGAUUUCUAUCGUUGAUUAACCAAACUCCCACAAAUAAAAUUAUCUUUCAGCCUGAAACAUUAGUUCGAAGCGACCCUCAAAACCCUCAGGUCACAUGUUUACUAUGUCCAUAUGAUCCUAAAAAGAUUGGAAAUGCGAAUGACCCAAAUUUUGGUUCUUCAUCGCGCAUAUCUAGUGAAUUAGCAAUGAUCGCUUUUGGAUCACCAAAUUUGCAACAGGAAAUGUUGCUUACAGGAUAUUCAAAUGGCUUGAUAUGUUAUCAAUCAUUAGUUAUACAUGCACCGUCUCCGGGGGUCGUGACUGCCUUGAAAGAACCUAUUCAAUCCAUUUAUACAUUAUCACUGAAACGUGAAUCAGUUGAUGAAUCAAGAAUAGUUAGAACACCUAUUACCGAAAAACUUCACAAUGCAUUCCUCAUCGUAGGAACAAAAUGCACUAUAGCUUUAAUGGCCGUCGCGACAAAGACAAACGGGGACUCGGACAAGAAGUCUAUAGCUUAUAAGGAAUAUUAUGUUUCCGAGCCAAUACAUUCAUCGUUUUUAUUUAAGAAUCGGUUGAUAUUGGCAGCCGGAACGGGAAGAAUAAUUGUCAUGAACUUUGACGAUAUUGUGUUUUCAGGGGACAAGCUUGUUUCAUUGUAUACGAUCCCAGCAUAUCUUCCGAUGGGGAUUGUUGAGUUGUGCUAUCAUUGUGACGAAGACAAAAGUUCUAAUGGCGGUAUAUUAUACGCCUUAUCUCGUGAAGGAAAAUUGAUUCGUGCAAGCUUUUUAAUGACAAAUGAAAAUAAACCAAAGCAUCUGAUGAAUGCAGCAGAGAUGAAAAACGAGAUUAGAAUCAAAUUAAACAGAAUUGCAGAAUUGUCAGCCCAGCAGGAUGAAUUGGAGAAGAUUAAUGAACUCUUAAAUGGUGCCAUCGCCGCAAGAAAUAUGGUAAUCCCAGAAUUGCAGCGCCUUUAUAAAAGGCGGGAUUCUGCAAAAGAUAAGAGUCCUCCAUUGAAGGUCGAAUGCUAUCCCGUAACUACUUCAACUUCUUUAGCUGGAAGCGUUGUGCAUCGAGCAUAUUUAAAAAUACGCUUGACGAGCAAUCUAGGAAUUAAUUGGUCUCAGUAUUGGUCGUUAAUUAUUCGAAUGGUGAAUCUUAAUAUGUCGGAUUCUCGUUCUACUAAGAAUUCAAAUGAUCCCUUUUCCGUGAUGUCGUAUUCGGUUUCAUUAGGUGACAUGACAGUAAUCUGGGAACGAGAUGUUGAGAUUAAUUUAAGAUAUCUUCAAUUUCCUAUCUUGAUAAAGCUUGGUUUGUGCUUUUCUCCCCCUACGCCAAUGAACACGUCAAAUGACGAACAUUAUCAAUCAAAAUCCAGCUAUUUCUUUUUGCUCAAUGUCCAAUAUGAUAUAUUGGAUUUCAUAAAACCAUGUUCCACAAAUAUCUUACACCGUUUGCAGAAAGAAAGGCAUUUUACCGUUUAUCCGACUAUGCCUGAAUUUGUCCCUCCGCUAGAUGGAAAUUUCUUUGCGACAAGGAAUGAAUUCAGGAAGACAUUGGAGUCGAUUGUCAGUAUUUACGGAAGUAAUACAAUCAGAGAAGAAAAGCCAGUUUCAGAUUUUAUAGAAUCACUUAAUUGUGGGUCUGCUGCAAUUAAAUUUUUCUUAAGAGCAAGUAAAAAUAGCGAUUCUAAGCAUACAGAUGCAGUGGAUCCUAGUGUAGAUGACGCGUUUGAUCGGUGUUUGACAAUGUUAUUAGGAGAAGCUAUUGAGGCUUCUUCCACCUAUAGCUCCAAACUGCAAGAGAUAGUGACUAAGCCUGAUUACGCUGUGUUCAUUGCGCCAUUGAGCUUGGAUCCUGUCAUUAUUAAUCUAAGGAGAUUGGACGAAAACUGCAUUGAAGAAACGGUUCCUCUAAAUUCCAUACCAACGGAGCUUAGAAUUAAAUGUGAUUCGACCGAGACUUUACUACUCGUAGAGGAGGCCAUACUAGGAAGGCUUGAAGAUUUUUCUUCAAAAGACGAAGCUGAGAUGGACAUUGAUGAACCUGUCUACCGCUUUGUUAAUCAGGAAGUGAUGGAUAAAAUUAGUAGAAUUAAACAUAACCGUAAUGAAUUAAGAAAAUUACAUGGCAUUCAUAUGGAUUCGAAUAAUGAAAAUCCAGUAAAUUGGGAAGAUUUGCUAAAAAUAUCUGAACAUUUGGAAAAUGACGUUAAGGAGGUUGUUAAUACAGUAAAGGCCGGAAUUGAUAACACGUGGUUAGGUGGUGUCGUCGAAUUGUAA